AUGACGACAACAAAUCUGUUCAUCUCUCUUCCUCCUGAAGUGUUGAUUCAUAUUCUUGAAUAUUUAUUGGAUAAAAACUAUCAUCACCAUACAAUCUCAACAACAACAACAAUAACGAGCGAAAGCAAUGGCAUUGAAGAAAAUUCAUCAAAGAAAGGCUUGAUUGAAUAUUGUUCGGAGGCAAAAUUGAGAGAGCUCAUCCAACAGAUCAAUACAGUGAUGACUCUUCAUUCCACCUUUUCAUCAAUACAAGAAAGAACUCAAUCCAAUGUGGAUUCUCAUUCAUCAUCAUCCAUGAUGAUUACAAAUUAUAUGAAUGAUCUUUGGUGGAGAAUAUUUCAAAAAUAUUGUUCCACUCUCGAAAUGCAACAAGUUACUGAAAUGAAUUUAUUGAAAGAACAAAUGUUAAAGAAGGGAAUGAAACGAUGUGUGAGUUUGUUUUUGAAAGUGAGAGGAACAUGGUUAAAAAAAAGAAAGGGAAUCGAUGUGAACCGUACUGAGGAGUGUAAGGUUGUAGUUUUAGGAGAUGGAGGUGUUGGAAAAUCUGGUCUUGUCAUUCAAUUCAUAAUGGGACAAUUUAUUGAAGAAUAUGAUCCCACCAUUGAGGACAGUUAUCGAAAACAAAUGGAGGUGGAUGGCAACCUGGCCAUAUUGGACAUUUUGGACACUGCAGGUCUAGAAGAAUAUUAUGCAUUAACACGUUCUUACUUACGUUUUGGAGAAUGUUUUGUUUUUGUGUGUGCUGUUGAUGAUCUCCGUAGUGCUCACAAUCUUGACAGUCAUAUUAGAAGUAUGGUUCACCAUAAAGAUUCAACUGAUGUGCCCUGCAUUUUUGCAAUCAACAAAAUUGAUCUUGUUCGUGAAAAUUCAAUUGAGGAUAAAAGUCAGCUUGUGACAGAAGAUAUGGUUUACAAAUUGAUUGAAAAACACAAAUUGAAAAAUUUUGCAAUUUUUGAAACAAGUGGAAAGAGAGCGAUCAAUUCAAGUGCCAUAUUUGAGGAAUGUGUGAGAAGACAACGAAUGGGAGAUUUUAACAGUACUGAAUUCAUGAGGGAAAUAAUUGAACACAAACUUCUUAGCGAAAAGAAAAAGUGUUCAAUAAUGUAG
Molecule: messenger RNA, 1107 nt
Organism: Naegleria fowleri
Lineage: Eukaryota; Heterolobosea; Eutetramitea; Acrasida; Naegleriidae
Exons: 3
Coding region: 1-1107 (368 amino acids)
Biological process (GO): signal transduction
Cellular component (GO): plasma membrane
Molecular function (GO): GTP binding; GTPase activity; GDP binding
Source: RefSeq, a predicted model, not a curated record